This is a messenger RNA of Prorocentrum cordatum, 987 nucleotides long. NCBI's taxonomy places the organism in Eukaryota, Dinophyceae, Prorocentrales, Prorocentraceae. The record is from the annotation of a GenBank genome assembly.
CAUGGCCGCGCCGAUCUCCUCUACGACGACAACGACAACGACGCUCCGUUGGAGGCAGCGUUCGUGCAAGACACGGACUGGGGCACCUCCCCCACCAUGUACGCGAGGAAGCUCAUGGCAGAGCGACUCCCGCACCGCGUAGGGAAGACCGACGCAUAUCGCAUUCCGCAAGAUCAAUACGAAUCCACGCUCUUCUGUAUAGCACCGCUCCAAACUCUGCGGGGCUUUGCUGCAGACCGCGGCAUGCUUGCCGUAUUCCGAACAAGCGCGGGCAGACGCCAGCUGAAGGACGUUCCCGCGCAGUUCGUGCAGCACCUCUUCCUGCGCGGCCCUGGGGGAUCCGGUAACAGUUUUUUCAUGACUCAAGUCGCUCUACCUGUAUAUGAACAUUUCUUCCCUGGCUGCACUCGAGGGUUCGCGGCACAGAACAGCGCUGCGAGGCUCAUUGGUGGAUCCACUUUCCACUUCAUGGCAGGCCUCACGCGCCGACAGACCCUUACCCGCAAGCGGCCUUCACGGCAACCCCAGGGAAAAAUGCUACUCCGUUGGAACCACCUCGUGUUGGCAAUGAUCGACGAGGCCAGCGUAGCGGACCCUCAACUUCUAGCGGUCCUCAACGCGCGUGCCAAUUGGGGGCGUCACGACUCGCGCCGCCUUGACCCUUCGACGCUCGCGGACACAACUUUCGGCAACAUACUCGCGCAGAUUUGCAUGGGGGACUUCAUGCAGUUGAACCCCGUGCGAACGCAUUCGCUACUGCAGACAUUUCUGCGGGGCACUGACAUGCACAUGCCCCAUGAGCGCAUUGAGAAAGAACGUCUCGACACAGAAGGCUGGGACAUCUUCGAUAAGCUCUCGGAGUUCGUCAUUCUGUUCCACGGGUGCCACCGUUUCGCGCCAGGAGAUCUCUUACCAGAACUCCUGAAGAUCAUGAGGACACCCGGGGGGCAGAAACUGCCGCCAACCCUGCAGGAGCAGAUCGAGUAA